CUCAUCACUACAGGCGUGCAUCUCAUCUGGCUGAAUAGACUUUGUUCAUCACAGCAUCUCUGUUAAUUCUGUUCUCUUCUGCCUCAAAACUGCAUUUUCUUAGAGAAAAGGCCAAGAAACUGCAAACUGUAAAAUGAUACCAUCCCACUUCCAAAUUUAAGUGUUACACUUCUAAUGAUGUUAAAUCAAGUGGUAGCCAUUAGUCAGUCUAUUGAUUGUAAAUGAAGUGAUUUUGUUUGUUUUUGUUGGUGUUGUUUGUUUUUCUUGGUUUUGUAGGUUUUUUUUGUGGGGGUUUUUGGUUUUGUUUGUUUAAAAAAAUGCUUGAAAGAGGCUUGUAUUCAACACAACUCAGACAGAUAAUAAUAGUGGUUAUGUUUUUCAUGUAAGAAACUCCAAAAUCAUAUCUAGCAUGCAGCUGCCUGGUUUACUCUGGGGGUAGGCUGGAGGCUGGGAAAUUGUCUCUGAUUUCAGCCAAGGUAAAUAAUCUGAUAACAGAAUGCCCUUUAAACUCGGGACUCAGGAGGUUGUGAUGGGAACAGUGAUCAGCAGGUUUAAAUCGUUCCAUAAGCUUGUUGCCUGAUUUCACUGUAAAACAAUAAAUUGCUGAUGGUAAAGUGUGGAAAGUAAAAUGGAAGUAGAAUAUUGCCAGUCUUGUGCUAAGGUAUUUGGAGAACUAAAAUAAGUGAAAAAUAAUUUUUUCAGUGAAUUAACUUGUUACAAAAUGCUAUAGACAUUAAGGCAUUUGUUGAAUACCUUUGAAAACUCAGUUAAUUAUUUACAAAAGGAAGUUUUCACAGGUAGUGGAAAMUGUUGAUGGAGGCAGUAAUGAAGAUGAGAUUUAAAAGCUGUUUUUUCUUCCUAGUCAUGAUGUAUUCAGGCAAACUCUUUGCAGAAGAUACACCUUGUGAUUUACCACAUAUAGAAAAUGGAAACCUUGCCCAGUACUAUUACAGUUUCAAAAGUUACUAUUUCCCUAUGCGUAAAGGAAAAAAGCUCUCCUAUUCUUGUAUGGUUGGUUACACAACUGAAGCUGGGACUCAAGAUGAAAGAAUAACUUGCACAGCAAAAGGAUGGUCUCCAGUGCCACGAUGCUACAGAAAAUGCAACAAGCCUCUUUUGGAGAACGGCUUUUUUUACAGUACAGAAAUGGACUUCAAAAUCCAUGAGAAACUGGAAUACAAAUGCAAUCCAGGCUACCACACUCCAAGUGGUGAUACUGAGGAUACAGUGCAGUGUCAGCCACAAGGGUGGUCCUUCCAGCCAAGCUGUACUAAAAAACUUGAGUCAUGCCAAGUGCCCAAGUUAGCUCACGGCAGCUACUCCCKAGCCCUGCAGGAGGUGCAGCUGAACGGGACACUGCGGUACUCGUGUGAYGCGGGAUAUCAAACUGCAGCAGGGAACACCUCUGAGGCAGCRCUGUGCCUCGCCCACGGCUGGGCCCUGACCCCCAGCUGCACCAGAGUAACUUGCUCCUCUUUGAGUGAAGUAGCUCAUGGAGGUUUCCAUCCUGUGAAGAAAAUCUAUGAAGAGGGAGAUGUAGUUCACUUUUUCUGUGGCAAACAUUAUUCUGUCACUGGAUUUGACUUAAUCCAAUGUUAUAGUUUUGGGUGGUAUCCAGACCCUCCCGUGUGUGAAGAUGUAAAAAAUAAAUGUCCUCCACCACCACUCCCUCAUGGCCAUGUCAUCACAGCCAGAAGGACAUAUCAUAAUGGAGACAAAGUUCGUGUAUACUGUCAAGGGACCUUGGGAAUGAGAGUAUCUGAGGAAAUCCAGUGUGAAGGAGGGAAAUGGACACCACCCUCUUCCUGUAUUGGAACUGUGGAUAAACAGGAAUCUGAGGCACCACCACCACUCGAGGCAGAUGCAGAAAGAAGGACAAGCCAAAUGCAUCUCAAUGAAGAUAUGAAAAUGCAACAAGACUGUGCCUCUCCACCUGUGAUUAAAAAUGGCGGUGUUCUUGGCCCAUUAUUGGCAAGCUACAAAAAUGGUUCUUCAGUAGAAUAUGGUUGUCAGCAUUACCACUUUUUGGAUGGGCCCAGUACUGUUUACUGUGAUCAUGGAAACUGGACAGAACAACCAACCUGCUUAGAACCAUGUACUCUUAACGUAACUGAUAUGGACAGCAACAAUAUAAAGUUGAAAUGGAGACAGGAAGAAUUAAUUUUCCUACAUGGMGACCUCAUAGAGUUUGAAUGUAAACAGGGAUAUGAUUUUCUGCUGACUGCCAUUCCAUCUGCUGGGAGGACACAGUGUGACCACGGCAGACUGAAAUAUCCCAAAUGUGUUAUUCAAGCUGGAGCUCUUACKCUCCCAGCACUGCCCCAGUAUGACARUGGUUCUUCAGUCCAGUAUAUUUGCUCUGACUAUCAUUUUUUGGAAGGCUCUGAGAGAAUCUACUGCUCUGAAGGACAGUGGACUUUGCCCCCAGUUUGUAUAGAGCCAUGUACCCUGUCAAAAACUGAAAUGGAGAAAAAUAAUGUGCUGCUGCAAGCAUUCUAUGCGGAUCAAGUUCACUUUUACCAUGGGGAUUAUGUUGGAUUUUACUGUAAACAGAACCAUUUUGGAGCAGAAUCUGGCAGAACUUUGUUUCAAGUACAGUGCAAGAGRGGGCAGCUGUCAUACCCAAGGUGUGUUGAAAGAGGAGCACAAAUAUGGAGUUGAGGAAAGCCUGCAGGAAAGGUAUGUACCUGUUCUUGAUCUCCUAUCAGCAGCUGAAUUAGGUUGGCCUCGUGUUCUCCAGGUCACUGCAGGCAGCUUUGGGAACGAGUGCUCAGGGUCUGUUGCUGGGUCUGAGCUGGAGAGGGAGAAAAGGGAAAGGCCUUUGUGGGACAGCAGGAGCAGUGCAGCACAGGGAUGCAACAUUGGCAUCCACAUGGAAAAAUCUGAGGAAGGAGUUUUGUAAGGCCUCCAGGGAUAAAUGUGAGGGUGCAUCACAACCUGCAGGACAUGAGCAAAGUGCCA
Molecule: messenger RNA, 2961 nt
Organism: Malurus melanocephalus (red-backed fairy wren)
Lineage: Eukaryota; Metazoa; Chordata; Aves; Passeriformes; Maluridae
Gene: F13B
Product: coagulation factor XIII B chain
Exons: 11
Coding region: 814-2661 (615 amino acids)
Source: RefSeq, a predicted model, not a curated record